This is a messenger RNA of Aphanomyces invadans, 1296 nucleotides long. Its product is annotated as purine nucleoside phosphorylase I, inosine and guanosine-specific. The transcript has a single exon. Gene Ontology annotation, biological process: nucleoside metabolic process. Gene Ontology annotation, molecular function: purine-nucleoside phosphorylase activity. Bases 41 to 1234 code for a protein of 397 amino acids. NCBI's taxonomy places the organism in Eukaryota, Oomycota, Saprolegniomycetes, Saprolegniales, Verrucalvaceae. Gene Ontology annotation, cellular component: cytoplasm. The record is from RefSeq and is a predicted model, not a curated record.
CCACCAAUCACAUCCUCGGAUAUAGGACUGAAUCGCCAACAUGCGCCAAUCAGAUCGCUCGAUUUGUCGAAACGCAGGCCGGUCGGUUGGGUGCAGCAUGCAUUCAUUCGUCGUUUGGAGCACCGUCGCCGCCGCCGCCAGUUCCUCCUUCUUCAUUCCACAACUUGCCACGAUAAUGCAACAACAGCCCAUCACGCUCGAUAACAUCCCGCCCGUCCCGUCGACCAUUGCACACACGCGCGGUACGGGCGACUCAACUCCCGAGCACGCGCACCCGAUGUCGUCGCCUCGUGUGAUGUCGCCACAUAACCCACUCGUCAAGUCGUCCACGAUGCCUGUCGUUCAAGCCCGCGACGACGUCGAUAUCAUUGCUGACUACCUCAAGGAACACACGACGAUUCGACCGACGAUCCUUGUCGUGUGUGGAUCUGGCCUUGGUGGUUUGUCCAAGUGCUUGACCAACACGCAAACCAUCCACUACAACGAUAUCCCGCGCUUUCCAAAGUCCACCGUUGCGGGACACGCUGGAGAAUUGGUGUUUGGUUACAUUGAUGAUCUCCAAGUCGUGUGCAUGCGAGGACGCUUCCACACGUACGAAGGCCAUGAUGUGCGACAAACGACAUUGCCGAUUCGCGUGAUGUGCCUUCUCGGGGUAAAGUUCCUCGUCGUCACCAAUGCGGCCGGCGGUCUUAACCCCGAUUAUAACGUCGGCGAUCUCAUGAUCAUGAGCGACCACUUGAAUAUGCCUGGUAUGGCCGGCAAGCACCCGUUGGUCGGGCCCAACGACGACCGGUUUGGCGAACGCUUCACCCCCUUGUCGGAUUGCUACGACAUCAAGCUGCAAAACUUGGCAUGGCGCAUUGCCAAGCAACACGGGAUCUCGCAAAAGGUACGCCGCAACGGUGUGUACUGCUUUGUGAGUGGCCCAACCUACGAAACCCCCACGGAAUCAAAACUGCUUCGACUUGUCGGUGGCGACUCGGUCGGGAUGAGUACUGUGCCUGAAGUGGUUGUCGCACGGCACUGCGGCAUGCACAUUCUUGGUCUGAGCUUGAUCACGAACAAAGUGGUCAUGCCUGGACAACAACGCACGGCGAUCCCGGCGUCCCACCAGGAAGUGCUGGAUGCAGUCGUCGCCACCCAAGCCGUCAUCGAGCAUUACGUUCGCGACCUCAUUGUAGCUAUCGGCAAGGACUACGACGACACCACUCUCCUCUUUGACGAAGAUUGCUAGACUACUCAUACCGAUAUCUAUUUCCGUAACAUUUGGAACAGUGUACCCCACUGGACAAGCCA